AUGGAAGAGCCUAGGCGUUAUUUCAUGCGAUACUUCAUCCAGAGGUUAUUGAUGCACUUUGGUCGAUACGACAAAAAACUUAUCGAAUUAAAGAUUGCACAUAAGGUCGGGCAAUUGGAUCCUGAUCACAUUCGAAACUUUAAAGAGAUUAAAUCUCCCUGGGCGAGUAAUUUACCGAUUUCGGCCAAAACCGAAAGAGACGACUCUCAUCACUUAUCGAUCAACGUACCAGAAGAAUAUCCUCCUAAAGAUGGUUACGAAAAUAGUCGGCAAUUGAAUGUGAUGGCCCGAACUAUCUUAAUCUGUAAAGAUUUGGUGAUCUUGUGGAAAGACAUUGGCUAUUACCAAAUCUACAGCGAUGUGAAUGAUUUGGUCAUGCAAGGAGCCCUCCUAAUUCUUUUCCCGCCUACGCCAUCGUGUGGUUAUGUUCGUCCCAAUGUAAAUAGGGUGAACGAAAGACUUGAAGAAUUAAUCAAACUUGGCUUUGAUUUAACGUAUAAUGUGAUUGGUAUAACCAUCAAGGAACUUUUAGAAAAAAUAUUAGUAGAGUCAAUUAAGCCAGAACGAAAUUUGAAAAAAGCGAAAAAAUUCAGUAGUAAGAUCGAAUACCAAGAGGAAGCAUUCAGGAAAGCAAUGACAGAAUAUAUGGAAUAUACCAACGAAUCGUCAAAUAUUGCCAAUAACUCCGAUAAUGAUGAUAAUACAGAGGACGUUCCUAAACAAUUUAUAACUUCCUUGAAAUUAUUACCUAAAUUUUAUAGUUGGAUUUUAAAAACCUUUGGAGCGAACGCUGAUACAACGAAAGCUUGUUUUGAUGAUAUCCUCAAAACGCGUGUUAGAAAGAAAUGCAAGCACGGAGAUUGCCAAGAUAAUGGCCGAUUCAUUCACUAUAUACCCGAUUUGCAUAGUAAAGCAGCCAGUUCAAGUGCAAAGGUUAAUAGACAAGCCCAGGCGUUAUUUCAUGCGGUAAGGCUCGGUCCGAACUUUAUAAAUGUUCAAGUCGUAAAGGUAAUGUUGGCAAAUGACGGGUUACUAUCGAGAUACUUCAUCCAGAGGUUAUUGAUGCACUUUGGUCGAUACGACAAAAAACUUAUCGAAUUAAAGAUUGCACACAAUGUCGGUCAAAUAGAUCCUGAUCGAAUUCAAAAUUUUAAAGAGAAGACUAAAUCUCCCGGGCAAGAAUUAGCUCCUAAGGGAAAUUAUAUGGAACUUUUUCACUUCUUAUCCUCCGGUCCCCACGUGAUAAGCGAAGCUCCAGCUAUUUUGAGUAAAAAUAAUGACUCAUUGAAGAAGUAUCCUCCUAAAGAUGGUUACGAAAAUAGUCGGCAAUUGAAUGUGAUGGCCCGAACUAUCUUAAUCUGUAAAGAUUUGGUGAUCUUGUGGAAAGACAUUGGCUAUUACCAAAUCUGCAGCGAUGUGAAUGAUUUGGUCAUGCAAGGAGCCCUCCUAAUUCUUUUCCCGCCUACGCCAUCGUGUGGUUAUGUUUGUCCCGAUGUAAAUAGGGUGAACGAAAGACUUGAAGAAUUAAUCAAACCUGGCUUUGAUUUGACGUAUAAUGUAAUAGGUGAUAUAAUGCAAAUUUUCGAAAAUAGAUUAUCGGAUGUCGGCGGCAUUUUUCUGGAAUCUUUUGUUAAAAUCAAAGGUAUAACCGUCAAGGAGCUUUUAGAAAAAAUUCAAUAG
Messenger RNA from Acaulospora morrowiae, 1680 nucleotides. The record is from the annotation of a GenBank genome assembly. Lineage: Eukaryota; Fungi; Glomeromycota; Glomeromycetes; Diversisporales; Acaulosporaceae.